Molecule: messenger RNA, 2337 nt
Organism: Protobothrops mucrosquamatus (brown spotted pit viper)
Lineage: Eukaryota; Metazoa; Chordata; Lepidosauria; Squamata; Viperidae
Product: SNF-related serine/threonine-protein kinase-like
Exons: 5
Coding region: 1-2337 (778 amino acids)
Biological process (GO): protein phosphorylation; microtubule cytoskeleton organization; intracellular signal transduction
Cellular component (GO): cytoplasm
Molecular function (GO): protein serine/threonine kinase activity; ATP binding; tau-protein kinase activity
Source: RefSeq, a predicted model, not a curated record
AUGUUCCGGCGGAGCCGAUCCCGCGCCCGCCUUCUGUCCUGCCCCGGGAGAAGCGCCGCCCGCUCCGGCCUCGCCGCCGCCCGAGCUCGAGUCGCCGGCCGCCGGAGCAGCGCUACCCAGCCGCUAGGCCCGCACCGAGGCGGGCAGGAGUGCCGGGCCCCUCGCGGCUCCGGGCUCGGGCCGUGGCGGCGGCGGCCCCGAGCGAUGGAGGGGCAGAUGGCGGGGCUGUACGACCUGGGGCGCCGGCUGGGCAGCGGCCACUUCGCGGAGGUGCGGCUGGCCCGGCACGUCUUCACGGGCGAGCGCGUGGCCGUCAAGGUGAUCGAGAAGGGCCGGCUGGGCGGCGCGGCGGCGGCGCGGCUGCGGCGCGAGGUGGGCUGCAUGAAGCUGGUGCAGCACCCCAACGUGGUGCGCCUCUACCAGGUGCUGGAGACGCCGGCCCGGCUCUACCUGGUGCUGGAGCUGGGCGACGGCGGGGACCUCUUCGACCUGCUCACGCGGCGCCCGGGCGGUCUGGCGGAGGCGCGGGCCAAGGGCUACUUCGCCCAGGUGGUGCACGCCAUCGCCUACUGCCACCGGCUGCACGUGGUGCACCGCGACCUCAAGCCCGAGAACGUGCUCUUCUUCCAGCGGCAAGGGGUGGUCAAGCUCACCGACUUCGGCUUCAGCAGCUGCUUCCAGCCGGGCACCAUGCUGGCCACCAGCUGCGGCUCCCUGGCCUACUCGGCCCCCGAGAUCCUGCUGGGCGAGGAGUACGACGCCCCCGCCGUGGAUAUCUGGAGCUUGGGUGUCAUCCUUUAUAUGCUGGUCUGUGGACAUCCCCCUUUCCAGGAGGCCAACGACAGCGAGACCCUGACCAUGAUCCUGGACUGUCGCUAUGUGAUACCAUCGGGCAUCUCCAUCCUGUGUGCAGACCUUAUUGCCCAGAUGCUGCAACGGGACCCCAAGCAAAGAGCGUCCUUGGAGCUAAUUGAAAACCACCCGUGGCUCCAGGGGGUGGACCCCUCCCCAGCCAGCCGCUCUCUUCUGCCGCUGACAUCGCACAGGAGGGUUUUGGCGGAGGAGCACGAGACCAUCAUCCAGACCAUGAUGUGUGGCCACAUUGCAGACCGAGAAACCAUCGAGGAAUCCCUGGAGGCCAAGCGCUACAAUCACAUCACUGCCACCUACUUUCUGCUGGCUGAACGGAUUCUGCGCGAGAAGCAGGAGAAGCAGAGCCUGGCUGAGCAGCUCCAGAGCAGGCAAGCCCCCCUUGGCCCUCCGAGCGCUGGUCUGGCUGAGUCCUGUCCCCCUCUGCCCACAGAGCUGCCCCCAGCCACCAAGAGCGCUCUGGAAAAUGUCGCUGCGGAGUUUGCCGGGAAGCCUCUCCUCUCCCGCUCAGCCUCCAGCGAGGGCAGGUCCUCUUCCAGCUUCCACAGAUGCGGGCAGCCUCUCCGAGCCCUCAUCCAGCCCUGCCUCCUGGAGACAGGCAUUGCCAAGAGCACCCUCGCCUUGCAGCAGAUUUCGGAGGAGGAGGAGGAGGAGGAGGAGGAGGAGGCAGAAGGGAAGCCGGGGCUCUCUCGACGGCGGACCUCCUCCUUGAACCAAGAGCAGAUGAGCCGCUUCCAGAGCACCACGUCAUCGUCCCUGCUCUUCUGCCGGGCCCUUGCGGCCCACUACAAAGCGGGGAAGAGCCUCAUCCCUGCACAGGCCAAGUCCUCCUGCCCUGAGACCGCUCCGCCAGCUCCGCUGGAGCAAGCAUCCCCGAGCAGCCAGCCAGGGACAGGCCGAGCCCCCCAGAUGGAGGAGCCAGGCAGCAGCCUCAGCUUACAAGUGGGGGGAAGGUCUGCUGAACCCCCGGAGGAAGCUACCCCACUAGACAGCCGGGGAGGGGGCACUGUUAGACCAGGGCUGGAGCUUGGCCAAAUUGAGCCCCUCCUGGCAGAGGAAGAGAGCGGCCUUCUUCCAUUGAGGGAAGGAGAUCCUGUCGAGGAGGAGCUCUUGGAGGCUGGGGAGGAGAGCCCCCAGACCCAGAGCACCACAGCUCUUCUGCAGGGCGGCUGUACCCCAGGAACGCCUGGAACCGAUGUGAUGCCGGGAGCAGAGGGCAAGGGCCUGGAGCUGGGGCCUCCCCACUGGGCCAAAGCCUGCUGCGAUGGCCAGAGCAAUGGCAGCGGCCAUGACAGCCUCGCAGACAGCAUCAUCAAGCUGGAUCCAGCCAAAGGCAAGAACGCUAACCUAAAGGAUCGGCUCCUGCAGUUCCCGCUCUGUGAAAAGGCCCUGGCCUUCCGGAUGCAGCCCAGCUCCAGGGAGAGCCUGCUGUCCUUGGGGCAGUUCAACUGCUGCCACGUCAUCUAG